AUGGGGUCGUCGAUCACUGUAGGGACUUCUUGGUUUGGAGAGAAGGUAAAAGUCGACACUGCCACUCCAUUAAAUGUGACUGCGUUUGCUACCGCAUCUACACUCCAUGUAGUACCAGAAAAUGCUGCAGAUAUCACUAAGGGAAAAGGUCCUGGAAUGUUGGCGUUGAAGUGUCUUUUGCAGGUACCAACCCCUCUACUCACAUCGGAUCGGAGCAUCGGAUCGGAGCACUCGUUCGAUCCUCAGAUUACGAAAAAAUUACUGGUGUAUCAUUUUGACGGGUACAAUUCUCAUUCUCAUACCUUAAAACAGAAAUGGUUCUCGGGUGGAGAAGAUGGAAGAAGAAGAAGAAGGGCAAGGGAGGAGUUGGUGACUCCCAACCACUUCCGGUGCCCGAUUUCUCUGGAUCUAAUGAAAGACCCUGUGACGCUGUCCACCGGAAUCACCUACGACCGAGAAAGCAUAGAAAGGUGGUUCGAAGAAGGAAACUUGACAUGCCCCCUCACCAACCAAAUCGUCACCCACUUGGACUUCAUUCCCAACCACACCCUCCGAAUGAUGAUCCAAGACUGGUGCGUCGAUAAUCGAACACGUGGCGUCCAAAGAAUCCCAACGCCGCCAGUUCCCAUCACCCCAAAGGAAGUUCAACACCUUCUUCUCACUCUUUAUUCCGUUUCCAAGGCCUCGCCUCUCGACCCACACGCCUGCCUUCCGUUGCUGCAAGCAAUUCAGAAAUGGGGUGCCGAGAGUGAGCGGAACACGCGCUGCAUGGAGGACAACGGACUGCCACGUGCAUUAGCCUCUGCGUUUCAUGCAUUCGCUAAUCCUUCUCAUUCCACUUUGCUUCAUCACAUUCUCUCGCUUCUCAACUCCAUGUUUCCACGUGAAUUCCAGGCGCUACAGCAUUUGGGCUCUGAAGCUUCUUUACGUUGCAUGGUUUGGUUCUUGAGGCAGCAAGAUCUCUCCUGGAAAGAGACCUCAAUUGUUGCCCUCAGAAACCUUGUUUCUUUCGGUGAUCACCGACACGUGGAGGCUCUCGCGGAGAUCCAAGGAAUGAACCAAGUAUUGGCGAAGUUUCUUAACCGAAGGAUGUUAUUUGGUCAAACCAUUGCGAAAGCUUCGUUGGCGGUGGUUUGGCAUUUGGUUUGCUCUAGUGAGAGAAUGAGAUUGAAAUUUAUCCAAGUGGGAAUGGUUUGUUCAAUGUUGGAGAUUGUCCUUGAGUCGGAGGGGGAAAAACAUCGAAACUUAACUCUAAGCCCCUGUUUGGAUCUAUUGAUUUACUAUUUACGUAGAAGGAAAGGCGAAGAAAAUGGGUAUUUGUUUCCGGUAAUUUGCAACGAUGGAAAGGCGAAGAAAAGGGGGAAGAAGCGUCGUUGCCAUCCUCACACAAAAACGAAGAAAAGAGAAGAAAGCCACGUAAGAUUUGUGAAAACCCAGGCAACUUUGUACACCAAAGCUCGACCUCCGAUAUGA
Molecule: messenger RNA, 1473 nt
Organism: Cajanus cajan (pigeon pea)
Lineage: Eukaryota; Viridiplantae; Streptophyta; Magnoliopsida; Fabales; Fabaceae
Source: RefSeq, a predicted model, not a curated record